AUGGAGCCUGAGAGCAGCUCCCAACAGCAGAGCCAACCCCCAUCAAAAAGCAUCACCAAUGCCUCAAACACUGGUCCACCGACAUCGGCGGAUGAUGCUUCACAAACCCACAGCAAUGGCCCAGCACCAGAAGUUCGUUCAGUUCUAAGACGCCUAUAUAUCUCACACACUCUCUCGGCAUGGAAUUCACGCAUGUUCGAAUUUGGCGCCGUGCUCUUCCUAGCGUCAAUAUUCCCGGGUACACUGCUGUAUGCUUCGAUAUACGCUCUAGUACGAGCCUUUUCAGCCGUCGCGCUAUCGUCCUGGCUGGGUGCGCAAGUUGAUCGAUCGGACCGGCUCGUAGCCGUGAGGCAUUCGAUUGUGUGGCAAAGACUCCCUGUCGCAGUGUCGUGCUUGUUCUUCGUAGCGACUCUGUCCAUCGACUCAUGGAUGCUUAAGAUUGUCUUGUUCGCUGUCCAGGGCUUGCUGGCUUGUUUAGAGAAAUUGGCCGCGACGGCUAAUACAGUGGCUGUAGAACGGGACUGGGCAAUCGUGAUCUCGGAGAGUAUCAAUAUCCCUCGACAAGAUCUGAACGCCUCAAUGAGACGAAUAGAUCUCUUCUGCAAACUUCUAGCACCAGUAUUCAUCUCCUUGAUCGACAGCAUAUCAACCCAAUACGCAAUCUGGACAGUAUUCACCCUGAACACCACAUCGGUGCUGGUCGAAUACAUCGCCAUUGCCCAGGUCUACCGAUCAGUCCCAGCUUUAACCAAGAAACAAGCUGCUACAGAUGAUACAAUCAACGAGUCCACACCACUCCACAAUCCAUCCCAAGAGAUAUCCCCCUCACUGCCAGAGUCGUCUCUGGCACCUUGGAAAGAAUACAUAGCCAGCCCCGUCUUCCUAGCAUCCUUCGCCCUAAGCCUCCUCUACCUAACAGUCCUAUCCUUCGGCGCAACAAUGGUCACAUACCUGUUACAAGCGGGCUUCACCUCGCUCCAGAUUAGUUACAUGCGCAUCGGCGCCGUGGCCGCCGAGCUAUCCGGCACAUGGACAGCACCUAUAAUCAUGAGACGGAUUGGCCCGAUCCGGUCCGGACUGUGGUUCUUGAAUUGGCAAUUUGUCUGCGUGGCUGGAGCGGCCGUGGCGUUCGUUACUUGGGACUCGGGUUCGCAGUUCGUGGCGGGUAUGCUGAUUGCGGGUGUUGCUUUGAGCCGGGUUGGACUUUGGGGGUUCGAUUUGUCGGUUCAGUUUCUUGUUCAGGAGAAUAUCAACGAACAUGCUCGUGCACGUUUCUCAGCGACUGAAGUGGCCCUGCAGAAUGUUUUCGAGAUGCUUUCAUAUGCAUCGACGAUUGUUUUCCCGCUGCCGGAGCAGUUCGGGUAUCCCGUGUUGAUCAGUUCUGGGGCUGUGGCGGUUGCUGCUGCAUGCUUUGCGGCGUAUGUGCGCAAGGAGCGAGGGCAUUUACUGCAUCGAUCACGGUGUAUGGGUGGGGAAAAAGUGUCAUAUCGAGAGAUUCAGUCUGAGGAGGUUUAG
Messenger RNA from Penicillium coprophilum, 1515 nucleotides. Its product is annotated as putative iron-regulated transporter. The coding region runs from base 1 to 1515 and encodes 504 amino acids. Gene Ontology annotation, biological process: iron ion transmembrane transport. The transcript is spliced from 5 exons. Gene Ontology annotation, cellular component: membrane. The record is from RefSeq and is a predicted model, not a curated record. Gene Ontology annotation, molecular function: iron ion transmembrane transporter activity. Lineage: Eukaryota; Fungi; Ascomycota; Eurotiomycetes; Eurotiales; Aspergillaceae.